GGCUGCUACUGUUAGAGGCAGCACAUCCCCUUGCAAGUCAGUAUUAAUAUCUCAUAAGAACAAAAGAAGCUGAUUUAAUAAAAUAAAAAUAAAAACUUGCCAAGAUGCCCAGCGAGAGGCUCCAAAGUAGUAGUGGGAUGGAGGAGCCUGCACUAAGGGAAACCAAGGGCAGGACACAGAGCCCUAACUGCAACUCCUUACGCAGGGCUGUGGCGACUGCAGUGACUUUCGAUGGGGAAGCCACCACCGAGAGAAGGAAAAAGAGAAAGAAAGAGUCACGCCCAGAAUCGAUCAUCAUUUAUCGGUCAGGGAAUGAGAGCAAGGUGGAAGAAGAACAGACGGAUGAGGAUGGAGCUGAGAGAAGUUCCGAAGAAGGCUCCAAGUUCUUGGGACAUUCUCUUGGAGGAGAUGGUAAAUGCCCUGGAAUAAAUGGUUCUUGGGCAAUGCCCUUAGAUAGCAGAUAUGUUACCUUAACUGGAACCAUCACAAGAGGAAAGAAGAAAGGCCAGAUGGUGGACAUUCACGUGACCCUCACUGACAAAGAGCUGCAGGAGCUGGCUAGGUCAAAGGAGCCUCCAAAACCUGAAAUGGCUGAAGGGAAAAAGACUUGUGAGGUUGGGCUGGAUAAAGGCCCCCAUGUCCUUCUUUGGAGCCUUGCCUGUCUCCCUGUCAUCUUUGUCAUGUCCUUCGUGGUUUCCUUUUACUAUGGGACCAUCACUUGGUACAAUGUCUUCUUGGUGUACAAUGAAGAGAGGACCUUUUGGCACAAGAUCACUUUCUGCCCCUUUCUAAUCAUCUUCUACCCUAUCAUAAUCAUGGUGGUUUCAUCCUCCUUGGGCCUCUACACAGCAGUGACUCAGGUCUCCUGGGCCUUUGGGCAUUGGUGGCACGCUGUCAGAGAUAUGGAGAAAGGGUUCUGUGGCUGGCUUUGUAGCAAGAUGGGCCUAGAAGAUUGUUCCCCAUACAGUAUUGUUGAACUACUGGAUUCUGACAAUGUCUCAGGUACCCUCUCAGCUAAAGGCUCAGCCCAGGGUGAAGAGAUUUCAGCCGUCUGAACCUUUGCUUUAAGUGACUCUGAUGCCUCAUGUUCACAGGUAUUACAAAUCAACCUACAGUGACUUCAGGAAGCGUGCACUGUCUUAAGUGAUGAAACCUUGAAGCCAAUUCAAACAUUCAGGGGGGGAAAACCCACAUGGGUCAGUCCUUCCUGGAUGGUACGACUUCAAAAUGAAGGGGUGAUUACAAAUCUAAAUACUUUCUCCUUGUCAAAAAUUGACAUUUUGGGCAAAGCUAGCAUGCCCAGGAGAAGGGUUCUAGUCUUGCUGUAUUUUUGACUUGCUAGUAUUCAAUAUGACGCAGUACAGACCUUGACUUGCCAUAGGCCAGUAUAUACCACUUCAGGCUGUCAGUGAAGAGUUGCCUGUUUGAAUAAACGAAACAUCUCCCUGCACAUACAAAAAUAACAUGUCAUUCAGACAGCUGUGCAGGAUUUAUUUUUAAUAACAUUAAAACAUUCAACCUACCCAAAGCCUGAUAUGGUUCAGUCCAGGAGCAGCUUUACAGCUUGAUUCUGCUGGUUGUAUAAACUGGUCCUUUGAUUCUUAAAUGAAUGUGAAACAUCAGUGUGCUGGGUAAGAAUCUACCGUUCCUUGUGAACAUGUAUGGCUGGUUUAUAAUACUGCUGGACUGAUCAGUUUUAUUAAAACACAUUGUUUAGUGACAAAAAGAAAGAGAAAACUGUUUUAUUGGGGUUAUUUGGUUGGGAGGAGAAUGGAAAGAGAAAAUGGGCUCCAAAGCUUCCUGCAUUUGCAAAAUGGAUCUUCAAAUGUGAACAUGCUGAUGCAGUCUUCCAAUUGAUGCCUGACUCUUACUUGUGCUGAAAAUCAGAAGCUGCCAGGUGAUGGUGGCUGCAUUUACCUGAGAGUAAAUCCUAUUAAAACAGAGCCCAAAUGCUAUUACCUUUAGCCUAAGGUGACAAAGGUGCUGUCUUACGGUUUUAUCCUAAGACAUAGGUGCUGUCUCA
This is a messenger RNA of Elgaria multicarinata webbii, 2023 nucleotides long. It is a transcript of the gene TMEM169, whose product is annotated as transmembrane protein 169. NCBI's taxonomy places the organism in Eukaryota, Metazoa, Chordata, Lepidosauria, Squamata, Anguidae. The transcript has 2 exons. The coding region runs from base 105 to 1055 and encodes 316 amino acids. The record is from RefSeq and is a predicted model, not a curated record.